GACACGGACGUUUAACGUUGAUUCGCCUUGAUACUACUGCUGAGGGUCGACAUAUGUUUAGAGCCGCAACCAUGCUACUAGCGAAUUAAGUAUAACAUAUUUCCCCCCCUUUAAAACCAUUUCUAGCCAUUUCCAAUUUGAUUAGCGAGCGUUGCACGACCGGUGAGCGUCACAUACACACCGAGCUACCGGUCCGGCGAAGCUAAUUAGGCUAAGGUUAGCUAAGCCGUGGGUAAAACAAAAUCAACAACAAUGGCUACUGUAGCGAUCCCUGCUCGCACCACUGCCCUUUUGCUGGACAUCGAGGGCACCACCACUCCAAUCACCUUUGUAAAGGAUAUUCUGUUUCCAUACAUACGGGAGCAUCUUGAAGACUACCUGUCAGCCCACUGGGAGGAAGACGAGUGCAAACAGGAUGUUCAUCUUCUUAAAAAACAGAUCGAAGAGGACAUGAGGCAGAACCGGGCGUGUCCCGUCCACGCCGUGGACCAGACGGUGCACACGGACGAGGAGAAGGCCAUCCGCGAGGUGGUGAGCGACGUGCUGUGGCAGAUGGCCGCCGACCGCAAGUCCACGGCGCUCAAGCGGCUCCAGGGUCACAUGUGGCGAGUGGCGUAUGCGUCUGGCACAAUCAAAGGCGAAAUCUACCAGGACGUGACGCCGUCCAUCCGAAGGUGGCGAGGGCACAGCCUCAAAGUCUUCAUCUACUCAUCGGGCAGCGUGGAAGCCCAAAAACUGCUCUUCUCGCAUUCCGUAGAAGGCGACGUUUUAGAUUUAUUUGACGGUCACUUUGACACAGCCGUUGGUGCCAAAGUGGACCCCAAAAGCUACAAAAGAAUCGCUGAGAGGAUCGGCUGUCCGCCAGAAGAAAUCACCUUCCUGACGGACGUCACACGAGAGGCCAAAGCGGCAGAGGACGCCGGCGUCAACACGGUGGUGGUGGUGCGGCCGGGGAACACGGAACUGACGGAUGAGGAAGCCGCUCACUAUCACGUCAUCACGUCCUUCGGACAGCUGGAAGUGACAGGGAGAGCUUAACGGAGGCUCCAAAAAGAAAAAGACGUCAAGUAUACGAAAGCACAUUUUUAAAGGCCUCAACCUUAAUGUUUAUGUGGUUUGUCUUAUUUACAGUAAACGUGCCAUCCUCAUCA
Syngnathus acus (greater pipefish) is the source of this 1151-nucleotide messenger RNA. It is a transcript of the gene enoph1, whose product is annotated as enolase-phosphatase 1. Gene Ontology annotation, molecular function: acireductone synthase activity; magnesium ion binding. The coding region runs from base 253 to 1038 and encodes 261 amino acids. Lineage: Eukaryota; Metazoa; Chordata; Actinopteri; Syngnathiformes; Syngnathidae. The transcript is spliced from 6 exons. The record is from RefSeq and is a predicted model, not a curated record.